Molecule: messenger RNA, 552 nt
Organism: Aegilops tauschii subsp. strangulata
Lineage: Eukaryota; Viridiplantae; Streptophyta; Magnoliopsida; Poales; Poaceae
Source: RefSeq, a predicted model, not a curated record
AUGGCCCCCUCGCUAGCCCCGCUGCGUCGAACCACGGGGCUCACGCCCACCAACGCCCGCGCUCCGGCCGCGACCGCGCUCACCGCGGCCCUGCCGCGCCCGCGCCCUGCACCACUGCUAGCUGCGCAUCGCAGCGCUGCUGCGCCCGCGCUCGCGGCGCCCCGCCCGCGUGGCCCUGCUCUGCCUUGCCGCCCGGUUCCCCUGCUGCCGCCCGCACGCGCCGCCCCUCCCCACCGCGUUCCGCUCCGCCCGGCCGCGUCGAUGUCCUGGCCAAUCCCCCGCUUGCUGCUCCUCCCGCGGCUACGGCUCCGCCGCCCCAGCGUGCCCACUACGGCCUCAGCGUCCUCCGUCCGGCGCUCGCGCUCGCCGUCGACCGCGGCCCCUGCACCGGCCCUUGCCUCGCUCCACCUCGCCGGGCCUCUCCCUCUCUGGUCUGCGCGCGCCGCCCCGCUCGGUGCGGCGGCUGGACCGGGCGGGUGCCAGUCGGGCUGGCGCCCGGCACCCAGCACCCACCGCCCGCUACGCCCAUUCGGGCUAUGCCCGCACCCGUAA